UGCAGGAAAGAAUUUCUUCCUCCAUUGUUACAUUGUAACAAGCGGGGCCGGGGCGAACCGGGGUGGAGAGGAAAAAAGCGUCUUCUCGUUAGAAAAUCUCCAACAAUCUGACACCAAACGAAACAAACCAAUCCGCGUCUUUUUUUCCUCCUGUCUUGUUUAAUUUAGAAAGCGAGAAGACAGCGAAGUGAGCCCAGCCGACCGAACCCGGUCCCGGUGAGGAAACAGAAAGGGGGGAAAAAAAAAAAAAAAAAAAAGAAAAGAAAAAAGCGAUAAACGAGCACAAAUGUCAGCGGAUUUCUCCAUUGUAAUAAUUUUCAGCCUCAAAUUGGGAAGAUAGCACAUCCGGCUGUGUGCGUUGUUCAUGCUGCACCGAAAAAUGUUGGGAAAUAACCCAAUGACGCCCCUCUUUCUUCCUUUUUUCCUCUCGGCUGUCCUUUAAACACAGAGGUAUGCCACAUUUAAAUAAAAGCAGUCGCUCCUGUCAGGCAACUGUAAUCUUUCGGCGUGCAGAACAAUGAGCUUGCAACCCAUGUAACCUCAUACAGCUAGCAAGAGACAGAGAAGUAUUGCAAAUUGACAAUCAGCCAGAUCACUUUGUUGCAGGGAUAUCGGUUGUUUUUUGGAGGGUUUUGCACAUAAAAAGCGUCUCACUGCGCGAUAAAAGAUUGAUGUGCAGCUCAGAUUGGAAAGAAAGACGACCUCCGAGGCUGUUGGAUUAAGGGUCCCUCUUUCUGCCCCAGAUAGCAGGUUUCCAUGGAGGCAGGUCCGUCCCUAAGCCUCAAACGAAGAUAUGAAGAGGUGGACAGCGGCUCUCUGUUCUCUACACCUAAGGACUCGGACGAUGACAUCUCCAGCAGUGACAGCGCAGACAGCUGCGACAGCCUCAACCCGCCUUCCAGCACCCCGUUCACUCCCACCUCCAUCCUCAGACAGCACAAGCCGUCGCCGGGGGGGAAGCGGGUUCGCUUCGAUGUGGUGACGGUGUACUACUUCCCCCGGCGGCAGGGUUUCACCAGCGUGCCCAGCCAGGGGGGCAGCUCCCUGGGCAUGGCGCGGCACCACUCCUCCAUCAGACACUACACGCUGGGCGAGUUCGCACGCGAGCAGGAGAGCAGCCACAGACACACGCUGCGCCAGCACCUGCGUCAGGAGAAGCUCAACGCUCGCAAGAUGAAGCUGACGAGGAACGGCACGGUGGAGUGCGCUCAGGCGGACCUGCUGACUCUGGAGGACGUCUCCGACGAGGACCUCGACGUGGACGCCGUGGAGGUGGACGACUGUUUUUUCCUGCAGCCUCUGCCGACGAAGCGCCGCCGAGCCCUGCUGCGAGCCUCCGGCAUCGCGCGCAUCGACGCACGGGAGAAAACCGAACUGAGAGCCAUCCGCCUCUCCAGGGAGGAAUGUGGCUGUGACUGCCGCCUGUUCUGUGACCCUCGCCACUGCGGCUGCAGCCAGGCUGGCAUUAAGUGCCAGGUGGAUCGCAUGUCUUUUCCAUGCGGCUGCUCCAGGGACGGCUGCGGCAACGCUGCGGGUCGCAUCGAGUUCAACCCCCUGCGUGUCCGAACACACUACCUACACACCAUCAUGAAGCUGGACGUGGAGAAGAGGCGGACGCCGAUCGCGGGACCCGGGGAGCCGUACACUGAGUCCGACCCCUUGUCUUCGCCCUCCUCCACUUGCCCCACGUCCCCGACCUUGUCCUCCGGCAUCGGCCUGGACUCGGAGCUGGAGGAGAGCGAGGUGCAGUCGGUGGAGCAGGAUAUCCUGGAGCGGGAAAACGAGACGGCGGUGCUGCACCUGCAGAGCGCCGAAGAGCAGGAGAGGCGGGAGAGGGAGGAGGCGGUGCAGCAGGAGCUGAGCUCUGCUGGGGUCGCGGGGUCACACCCUCUGUGCCUCCUGCCUGAGCAAGGAGAAGAAGAAGAAGCAGCUCCGGGUGUUGAUCAGAUCCUCCUGCAGGGACCUUUUCCGACUGGCGCUACCGUCUUGUGCAUCUCUGACUCCCAGGAGGAGAGUCCGUCGGAGCUCCUCAAAGACUCUCUGCUCUACUAUCAGCUCAGCACCAUCGAGCCCGGCGCCUUCGAGACGCUGCCUGCAGCUGAGGAAGAGGACGAGCCUUCGCAGAGCGAGCCUUCGCAGAGCGAGCCUUCGCAGAGCGAGCCUUCGCAGAGCGCAGGUGGAACUAAGCUCACAGAGAAGAAGCAGGAAGCAGUUGGAGAUUUCCAAGGGGACGCGCGUCACGUCAACGCCAGCGGACAGAUUGUGGGCGACAGUUUGACCACCAUGAACUUGUGCACAGAUGUGGAGGAGGAGGCGGAGAAGAGUCCCUCAAGUCCGGAUAACAACGUCCCAAAAGAGCAAAACCAGGAAGAGUCCGGCUCGGAGAAAGAAGCAGAUCCACUGCCUCCUGAAGUUUAGCAUUAGCGUCUUUGCAGAUAUUUUGCACAAUAGCUUCAUCUAAGAUGAGUAAAUACUACAUAUUCCACAUUUAUCACUGCUAUCCGCAACAUCUACAGGUGUCUUAGGCUACGUUCACACUGCAGCCCGAAGCAAAGGUGCAGAAAAAAACUAUUCUAUCCAGAAUCGCGAUUCACAGCUCUGGAAAUCGAUUUUAAGUUGCAUCGCAUUACCUGUCCUCUCAGCCAUCUAAUGUGUUUUUAAUAAUCCUCUGAUAUUUUUCUUAUUUAAAAAAAAGCCAGGCAGCUAAGCUAACCUUAUACUGGUAAUUUAAGUUACAUAAUUUUAUGCACAGACUUAUUUUUAUUUAAAUAUAACCUGAUGAAACUUGAUAGAGUAUGGAACCUUAUAGGAUUGUUGAAAAUGAAUGUUUUACUUGUUUACACGCUUUUCUUCUCAUCAGUCACAUAAUUUAAACAGAAUCUCUUGAAUAUUUAAAUAGAAAAAAUUGGUUUCUGAAUAAAAAAUCGAAUUGGAAUUGAAUUGUGAGACAUUGAAAGAUUUACAUCUCUAGCUUGAAGUUUCUCAAAUCUGAUUUUUUUCUGAUCUGAUCCAAUUUUUACACUUGCAUAUCUUCCUAAAUCCGGUCCAUAUCUAAUCUUUUCAAAUGUGACCUGCGUCUCUCCAGUGCAAUUAAUACUCAAUUGAUAUUUGGAAAAAGGAAGAAAAAUAACAGCAUGGCGGAAGAUAAAGCGGAGAGCUAUCCAUAAAGAGAAAGUUAGAAAGUUGGACAAUUUUGCCAUUCAUGUUGACUUUUGCAAACUUUAGCUAAGUUUUCAUUGCAAAUGUACGUAAAACUUUGUUGAUGUUUCGCUAAACAGCAAAUUUCACAAUUGUUUCACUGUGUUUUCAUUAAAUAAGUACAGUUAAAAUCACUCAAUAAGUCGUUAAAAAACAUAAUCCUCAUUCCACUUCCUGUUGUCUUUUUUAUCGUUUCUGCCAGUAGUAAAACAUGUUUCCUUUGCAAUUUUGCGAAAUACACCAACUUUGAUGCAGCUGAAAAUCCACCUCAUCCAAGAACAAAACCUACUUUAUCAAAAAAUGUGAGUUUUUUUUCUAAAUUGGCAUGUUUAUACUUGGCAAAUUUAUUUUCAUAAUUCCAGUUUAAGCAGUUUUCAGAUAAAUGGCAAUAGCUGCACAGUAUUACCAUGGCAUCCGGAUUCGGUUGCAACUCGUGAUGCAAAGAAAAGAGUUGCAAUUUUUUACAAAUACACUAAUUUUGAUGCAGCCAAAAAACUACUUCAUCUUAGCACAAAAAGAUUUUCUUAUCGAGUUGUUUUCUAAAUUAUUUAUUUAGGUAAAUAUAAAUGCAACUAGUGAGCGCGCUCACUGCUUCAUUACUGCGUCCUCUACUGCGCAUGCCGCACACUGUCUGGUCAUUUGUAGUUCUCGCAGGAAAUCGCAUACAAAUCGCAUGUACUUGGAAAUGUGAACAACCACAACAGCAACAAAAUGUCAUUAAAACAUUUGAUUUGAGCAUUAAGGGCUGCAGUGUGAACGUAGCUUUCUAGUGAGUAACAUUAAGUUUCUAAGUGCGUCAGAAAACAGGAGCAGAGAUGCUGGAAGCACAUCAAGAUCACUCCCAUGGCGUAGCGCGAGAAUGCAGUUACAUAAAGUCAACCUUAGAGGGGAUUCUGCUGGGAGUGAUGAAUGCGGCCUUAUUUGGAAACCAUUAACUCGGCUCCAGAAACACAGAGUGCAAACGCUGACUGAAGCCUUUUUGUUUGCUUGAUGUAUAAAGCUAUCAACGCUGAACACAAACUGCUAAUCGUGUGCAAGAUGCCGGCGUACCUGCCGGCUCUUUUUCCGCCACAGCAAACCUGAUGCUGUAGUCGAGCCAAACGAAGGCGUCCGAUCGCUCCCUCUGCUAACUACACCGAAUGAUCCUGGAAAUACUUGUUUUCUUUUUUGCGUGCUGUACACGCCACAUUCGCGACAUGCUGGAGAGCUGCUGAUUUCUUUGGUCUGUGUGCACAUUGUGAAGUGAAAGCAGCACCAGCUUCGCCGCUCGGAGAUAUGAAGGAAGAACCAAGGCGGCAGCAGAUUAGCGCUGGCCUUAGUUGUUACUAUUGCUUACUUUCAGACUGCCGGCACAAUUGCAGUCAAAGGGACGAGAAGAAAAGGUCACUUAUAGUCACUUAUAGCUAAUUUACUGACAUUAUUUCUUGAAUUAAUGUGUCUUUUGUGAAUUAGAUGCUGUUCAGUCCUUGCAGUCUGUUUGGGAAUGAAAGGAAACGGUUCUUCUUUCACAGUGCCACAUUGUUACUCCAUAAUCAGUCAGAUGUUGUGAUAAAAUGCCAGAACAGAACUUCUUAGUCAAUUCAAUGCUUGUUUUUUGUGUAAAGAAGCGUUGAUUAUAAAUCGAGCCAAAUUAGUGCCUUGGAAAUUAAUUUGUUCCUCUGGAACCUUCAAAAAAAA
This is a messenger RNA of Poecilia latipinna (sailfin molly), 4875 nucleotides long. RefSeq names its product cysteine-serine-rich nuclear protein 2 (gene csrnp2). Lineage: Eukaryota; Metazoa; Chordata; Actinopteri; Cyprinodontiformes; Poeciliidae. Gene Ontology annotation, molecular function: DNA-binding transcription factor activity, RNA polymerase II-specific; sequence-specific DNA binding. Gene Ontology annotation, biological process: regulation of transcription by RNA polymerase II. Gene Ontology annotation, cellular component: nucleus. The coding region runs from base 757 to 2418 and encodes 553 amino acids. The record is from RefSeq and is a predicted model, not a curated record. The transcript is spliced from 5 exons.